AUGUCGCUCCCUAUGCACCUGCGCGCAUACACGGAGAAGACCAAGGACGAGCUUACGCGCGACCUGUUCAACGCCCCGUUCCCCGACCAACUGCCCGCCCCCUCUGAGCCGCCCGUCGUCACCAAGCCUGCUCGCGGUGCCAAAGGUGCUAUCGGGUCGGCCGCUGGUCUGUCGAGCAUGGACAUCAUCGCCGUCCUCUCCGUCGAGGGCAAGGAGGACGUCUACGCCGGCAAGCUCUCUCUCCUCCCCCCUUUCCUGUGUUUUGUCUCCAAUGAUCGCCGCUCGUGCCGCUGCACGCUCCCGCUUUACACCAUUCGACGGGUUGAGAGGUUGAACUCGCGUGCCGGUGUGUUUGCCCUCUCGCUGGCGACGUGGCAUGGAAUGCGUAUCAUUCUGCAGCUCACGUCGCUUCUCCCCACUGCCGAGCACUUUGCCAUCCUCCUCCGCGAUGCGCUCAAGUCGCAGCUGGCCGAGAUGAAGGUCCUGAAGACCUUUUUGCCCUCCCUGUACUCUGAGUAUCUCUUGAACUCUGGCUCAUCGACGCCCAACGCCGAGGCAUCGCUGGUCGAUAUGCCGCUCGAGGGCGAGGGCGACCUUCGCGGACCUGGCGGCGAGGGACGCGGCACCUAUGAGCGUGGCCUUGGCGAGACGUUUGGCUUCCCCGGUGACGCACGCAAGAUGCGCGAGCGCAGCAAGAUGAAGCUCUGGAAGGAGUACUUUGUGAUCCACGGACGCAAUAUGACUCUACUCCGUUAUCCGCCAUUCCAGCGUCUCCUUCAGGUUGGUCUGCCUUCAAGGUUACGCGGAGAGCUGUGGGAGGUCAUGUCGGGCUCUGUCUACCUCCGCUUCGCCAACCCGCAAACCUACUCGCUCCUCCUGUCGGAGAAUGCAGGCAAGAGCUCGCAGUCGACGGACGAGAUUGAAAAGGAUCUCAACCGCUCCUUGCCGGAGUACAAGGCGUACCAGACCGACGAGGGUCUCGCGCGUCUCCGUCGUGUCCUGGUGGCCUACUCGUUCCGCAACCCCGAACUUGGCUACUGCCAAGCUCUCAACAUUGUUGUCGCCGGUCUGCUCAUCUACAUGUCUGAGGAGCAGGCAUUCUGGCUCCUCGAGGUUCUGUGCGACAGGAUCUUGCCAGGCUACUACUCGCCGUCGAUGGAGGGCACCCUCUUGGACCAGCGUGUGUUCGAGUCGCUCGUGAAGCGCUGCCUGCCCAUGAUCCACGACCACUUCCGCUCGGUCGACGUCCAGAUCUCGGUCGCGUCCCUGCCCUGGUUCUUGUCGCUCUACAUCAACUCUCUCCCUUUGAUCUUUGCGUUCCGCAUUGUCGACUGUGUGCUGGCCAUGGGCGCCAAGGUUCUCUUCCAGAUCGGUCUUGCCAUUCUCAAGAUCAACGGCGAGGCUCUUCUCGAAGUCACCGAUGACGGCAUGUUCAUCAGCCUCAUGCGCAGCUACUUUUCGACUAUCGGCGACUCGGCUCACCCCACCCACCCCGAUCCUCGUGUGCGCAACAUUACCAACUUCCAGGAACUCUUGGUCGUUGCGUUCCGCGAAUUCAACGUCAUCACCGACGAGACUAUUACCAGCGAGCGCCGUCGCCUCCGUGCCAUCAUUGCCGACGAGAUUGAAAAGUUCUCCAAGCGUGCUGCCGUCCGCAACCUCCGCAACGUGGGCAGGUUUAACAAGGAGCAGGUCGGCAUUAUUUACGACCACUACUUUGCGGCCGUGUGCUCACCCGAGGCUGGCAGCGGUGCUGUGACGCCAGCAGGCCCUGGUGAGCUUGAACAACCCCGCAUCGCCGUCGAUGCCCAGGGCCGCGUCGAGACCCGUAUCGACCUGCGUACUUUCAAGGUGCUCCUGUCCGGCAUUGCCACGUGGGCGCGUGAGGAGACGAUUACUACCAACGCGUUCAUGCAGCGCACCGAGCGCCGAAUUGCCGAUCAUGAGAUGAUUGACAGGCUAUUCUUCAUGUGGGACUCGCAAAAGCUUGGCACGCUCUCGCUCCAAGACGUAGUCAUGGGUCUUGACCGCGUCAUGUCUGCCGACCUGCUCGAGUCGAUCGAGUGGUUCUUUGAGCUGCACGACAAGGACGCGGACGGCUACCUGACCAAGGACGAGGUUAUCCGCCUGUCCGAGUCGCUCCUCUUCAUCUUCCGCAACGAGCCAGGAGACAUUUACCUCGCCGCCGUGUCGCGCUUCAUCUUGAACGCAUACGAGUUUGGCGACGCUACCGCGCCCGAGUCCAGUCUGCCCGACCCACAGGACUCUGUGCCCAUGGACGGUGACGAGCAGACCGCGUCGCAGUCGCGCGAGAGGUCCAACUCGCAAGCUGGGCCCCACAACCUGCCCUACCUGUCGCUGGCUACGUUCCGUAUGGUCGUUCUUGCGGACGAGCUCCUGGAGAGCUUUUUCGGCCACGACCUGCCAGCCUCCUUCCAGCUUGAGGACACUCAAGAAGAGGACUACCACAAGACUCACGCCAAGCCCGAUGGCCUGCUGGGUGGCCUUGUCAACCUGGUCGUCAACGACGAGAACAAGUCGCGUUUCAACCGUUUCGCCGACGGCAUUGGAUCAGCCCUCGGCAAGCACGCGGAGUGGCGCAAGCCGGCCAUCUCCAAGGCCGACCAGAACGCGCCUGUCCCCAUCGACACGCGUGCCCGCGAGUCGCUGCUCACGCCGUCACAACGGCAGCGUGUGCGCAGCGCCUCGUCUGCGUCGCAGCUGUCUGUGCAGAGCAACAAGACGUCGGCCAGCGCCAGCACGACCAACACUGCCAACGACUCGCGUACCCUUGCCGACGUCGAGAUGCGCUACCGCGAAGAGAGCGAGAUGGUGCGCGCGGCCCAGGAGGCUGUCAUGCACCGUCCCAACUUUGCCAUCGACGCCAUUGGCGACAGCGACGGCGAAGACGAGGGAGGCGAGGACGACGUCAUGGACGAGGUCGAGGCCUUCCUCAAGGCCCACGGCGGUGACGAGGAUAACGCGCUCAAGGGUGCAGAGAAGAAGGCUGCUGAGGACCUCCUCACGGCCGAACCGAUGGGUGCACCUCCCAGCAGCUCCAGGCGGUCCACGGGCGACCUGGUCGACUUGUAG
Messenger RNA from Apiotrichum porosum, 3093 nucleotides. RefSeq lists its product as uncharacterized. NCBI's taxonomy places the organism in Eukaryota, Fungi, Basidiomycota, Tremellomycetes, Trichosporonales, Trichosporonaceae. The record is from RefSeq and is a predicted model, not a curated record. The coding region runs from base 1 to 3093 and encodes 1030 amino acids. The transcript has 8 exons. Gene Ontology annotation, molecular function: calcium ion binding.